Molecule: messenger RNA, 773 nt
Organism: Rhodamnia argentea
Lineage: Eukaryota; Viridiplantae; Streptophyta; Magnoliopsida; Myrtales; Myrtaceae
Exons: 3
Coding region: 21-425 (134 amino acids)
Source: RefSeq, a predicted model, not a curated record
GUCCUGCCCCAGCGUUAUCCAUGCUGCAAAGAAUAGACCGCCUCGGCCAUUUGCUACAGGUUCUGGAGGAGAGGCAGAGCUCAUCAGCAAGAUAUCCUUCAGGCCUGGCCGUGGAGAAAGUCAGAGCAAAAGAACAAGAUCAUUGCAAGGCCAUAUCAUCUGCACUAGAGGAAGCUCAUCACAAAGGGACAUUGAUGGAUCGAGUGGCGAUGCUCGAGGACCGAGUCUUACAGUUGAGCCUAGAGAUUGAAGUCGGAAACAUUUCAAAGUCACGCUAUUCCGCCGUCCCGACAACAACUGAAAAGGUCAAUCAUCGCACUUCAGAAUUGGCCGUGGUUGCCACUGAGAGUGCGGAUUCAAAGGAACACCAACAAGAGAACCCACAUCCUCUCUUGUCACAAGUGAGCUGCAUGCAGAUACCGUAGCAACGUUAGUCCUAUGUCUUCAUCAAUUUGACUUGGCAAUUUUGACAUUGUACUAAGAGACAGCUCGGCAAUAAUGUUGACUAAUUGCAGGAAAAGGACUGUGCAGCUGAAGAAGCAUGCGCUGAAAAGACAAAAACAGCAGGAAGCCAGAAAGGCAAGAGGCGGUCAAUGCUGGGGAGAAGUAAGUGGUUUUGUGUGGUGUUCUAGACCGGGAUGUUGUUUCUCUCUUUCAGCAAACUCUUCUGAAUUCUGAAAGUUGAACAUUCUAUUCAUAUGCCCUAUUCUUCUUUUCCUGGGUAUACUGAAUAAGGACACUUUCAAUAGUGCAGUCCCUUUUGCCUUUUGCUC